Messenger RNA from Arabis nemorensis, 1935 nucleotides. The record is from the annotation of a GenBank genome assembly. NCBI's taxonomy places the organism in Eukaryota, Viridiplantae, Streptophyta, Magnoliopsida, Brassicales, Brassicaceae.
AUGGCUAGUCAUAUGGGGAGGGCAACAAGCUCUGGCAUUGCUUACCCGGAGAGGUUUUACGCCGCCGCAUCGCACGGAUCUCAGUCGUCGGUGAAACAAGUCGGCUCCAAUGAUACUGCUUUGCUUCUCUAUGCGCUGCACCAGCAGGCUACUGUAGGACCUUGCAGCAUCCCAAAACCUAGUGCAUGGAAUUCAGUAGAGCAAAGCAAAUGGAAAAGUUGGCAGGGGCUUGGAAACAUGCCCUCCAUUGAGGCAAUGCGUCUCUUUGUCAAAAUUCUUGAGGAAGAAGAUCCUGGUUGGUAUCCAAUGGCUUCUAACUCUGUUCCAGAGCCUGCUGUAUAUGUCCAAGUUAAUAGCACAAAGGCCCAGCCUAUCUUUGGAAAUGGAGCCUCAUUUGGUGAGACAAAGACGAUUUCUACUGAUGAUUGGCGCUUGACGGAAACCCAAGAUAAAGAUGUUGUCUUGGAAGACCCAAAUACUGUUUCUGUGUAUAACCAGUGGACUGCACCACUAACACCAGGUCAGCCCCCAAAAGCUCGGUAUGAGCAUGGAGCAGCGGUUAUUCAAGUUAAGAUGUAUAUGUAUGGUGGAAGCCACAACGGGCGUUAUCUAGGUGAUCUUCAUGUUCUGGAUUUAAAAAACUGGACUUGGUCAAGAGUUGAAACCAAGGUUGCGACUGACUCACAGGAAAGAUCAACUCCAGCAAUACUAACCCCUUGUGCUGGUCAUUCUUUGAUACCAUGGGACAACAAGCUUCUGUGUGUCGGUGGUCAUACAAAGGAUCCCUCAGAAUCCAUGACAGUGAAGGUCUUUGAUCUGCUCACCUGCACAUGGUCAAUCUUAAAGACAUACGGGAAACCACCGGUUUCGCNUGGAGGCCAGUCAGCGACUCUUGUGGGAAAAAGCUUGGUGAUAUUUGGCGGCCAGGAUGCAAAGAAAUCACUUCUGAACGAUUUGCAUAUACUUGAUCUAGAUACCAUGACCUGGGAUGAAAUAGAUGCCGUGGGCUCUCCUCCAUCUCCAAGGUCUGAUCAUGCUGCUGCAGUUCACGCUGAGCGUUACCUUCUUAUCUUUGGUGGAGGAUCACAUACAACUUGUUUUGAUGAUCUGCUCGUCUUUGAUCUGCAAACUGAGGAAUGGUCAAGACAUACACAACAAGGUGACGCACCAACUCCACGUGCUGGACACGCUGGUGUGACAGUUGGGGAGAACUGGUUUAUUGUUGGUAGUGGAGAUAACAAGAGUGGGGCAUCUGAGACUGUUGUACUAAACAUGUCAACCCUUGCGUGGUCAGUAGUCACUUCAGUCCAAGGACGUGUAGCUCUUGCUAGUGAGGGAUUGAGUUUAGUUGUGAGCUCAUACAAUGGCGAAAACGUAAUAGUCGCUUUUGGUGGAUACAAUGGGCAUUACAACAACGAGGUGAAUGUUCUUAGACCAAGCCACAAAUCAAGCUUGAAAUCAAAGAUUAUGGAAGCUUCUCCUGUGCCUAUUAGUGUUUCUGCUGUUAAUAACGCCACGGCCAGAGAGAUUGAGUCUGAGAUCGAGAUACUAAAUCCCGACGUUGAAGGAAAAAGCGGACGCAUUAUCACAACUCUUAAAUCCGAGAAGGAAGAACUGGAGGCAUCACUCAGCAAGGAGAUGAUAAAAAUUCUCCAACUAAAGGAAGAUUCAGCAGAGACAGAAAUGCGAAAUACAGAGUUGUACAAGGAACUUCAAUCUGUGCGAAGUCAACUUGCAAUGGAACAAUCAAGGUGUUUUAAACUAGAGGUUGAAGUUGCAGAGCUACGACAAAAGCUUCAAACAAUGGAGGCAGUUAAAAAGGAAGUCGAACUCCUCCACCACUGUCAAAGAGAAGAAGCCGCCAUGAACGGCAAUAGACAGAGCUCUGGUGGCGUCUGGGGUUGGCUCGCUGGAACUCCUCCGCAAAAAACAUGA